AUGCUCGAACUUUCAUUUUUUGCGGCCCUUUUGCUAGGAAUGAUAAGCCUCCCUGGUUUCCUUAUAAAUAUCUAUGUGUUUGUCAAACUUUCAACCAAAAAGAUUCAAUUCAGUGGAUUCCACAAACUAUGCAUCACAAAAGCUGUUCCAAAUUCAAUAGUCUGCUUGACAUUUCUAGGUUGGUCAACUCCAUUAUGUGCAAUACAUCCGACGUAUGCAACGAUUCCCAGAUACGUGAAUGUUGGGUUUGGGCAAGUUGCGGGAUGGGGAGCCUAUAUUCUGGGUCCACUUCUCCAGGUAUGCAUGUCGUUCAAUCGGUUUUAUGUUCUAUACUUCCCAGUUUCCUCUAUGAAAGUAUCUAAUUUUCCGAUCACAAACAUUGCUAUAAUUAUAGCUUUGUGCAUUGCUGUUAUAUACACUGCAAUUGGUUUUCCAGAAGAGUGUGGAUUUGUCUUCGACCCAGACAUACUUUCAUGGCGGCCUGAGGAUUUUGAAUGUGCUGCGUGGUUGGCUGAUUUCAUUUUCUACUCAAUUCUUGGCCUAUCAAUCACCUCCAAUUCACUCAACUUCGCCACUUUCUUGAAACUAGUUUCUAGUCGGGUAGAAGGAGUUUCCUCUGGAGUGAGCUUAAGCAGAAGGAGGAGAAGGAUCAGUAUGUAUAUCCAGAGUGUAAUGCAGGACACACUUCAUUUGAUCGACAUGAUCAACUGCACAAUACUCUUCAAACUCAAUUCAGCAAUAUGGUAUCAGUUCGUUUUUCUUUCCGUCAGUUUUCUUUCAAUUCACGCGCUUGAUGGGUGA
Molecule: messenger RNA, 801 nt
Organism: Caenorhabditis remanei
Lineage: Eukaryota; Metazoa; Nematoda; Chromadorea; Rhabditida; Rhabditidae
Exons: 7
Coding region: 1-801 (266 amino acids)
Source: RefSeq, a predicted model, not a curated record